This is a messenger RNA of Chara braunii, 1267 nucleotides long. The record is from the annotation of a GenBank genome assembly. NCBI's taxonomy places the organism in Eukaryota, Viridiplantae, Streptophyta, Charophyceae, Charales, Characeae.
AAAAUCCGGUCGCUCCUACCACAACAGCACAAUUGCGCACUCGCUUCGAGCUGGCAGACUGUGAAGGCUGCAUUGUACCAAGUCCAAAGAAGAAGAAGAAGAAGAAGAAGAAGAAGAAGAAGAAGAAGAAGAAGAAGAAGAAGAGGAAGACAGCAGAGUACGAAAGGAGGAGAAGCAGACAAGACAAGAUGAAGCGGCAGUCUGCUAGCAUGGUAGCUAUGGUCAUGGUCCUGGUGGCCGUUGGCGUGGUGUUGCUUGCUGUGUACCCGUCCGAGGUCGUGGGCUACGACUGCAAAUGGUACAAAGACCACAACGGGAACACGAUCCGGAGAAUAGACUGCUACGCCAAUCCGGACGCAGCGAGCUUGGAUGGAUGUCAAACAGAGUGCGACAACUACUACGGAUGCAAGGGAGUUGUGUGGAUUCCCAACCAAUACGGAUGGAAGAAUGGCGUUCUCUGCUGCUUCCUCAAGAAGAAGAUUGGCAAACUGCAAAACCAGGCUAACCGUGUCACCUGCAAGAAAUGAACUCAGUCUUCUCAGAGGAGAAGGUCGGCUUAUUAAGAGGAAAAAAAAAAAGAAAAAGAGAGAGAGAGAGAGAGAGAGAGAGAGAGAGAGAGAGAGAGAGAGAGAGAGAGAGAGAGAGAGAGAGGCAUCCCCUGCACGAGAGAGAGAGAGAGAGAGGCAUCCCCUGCACGAGAGAGAGAGAGAGAGAGAGAGAGAGAGAGAGAGAGAGAGAGAGAGAGAGAGAGAGAGAGAGAGAGAGAGAGAGAGAGAGAGAGAGGCAACCCCAUGCACAGGGUUGUUACGUACGGAAUCUACGGAUGAGUCACUAAGAUGAUGGCCUUGGUGUCGCUGCUCUCUGAAGGAUCCGUGAACGUUCUGAAAGUAUUCCUUUUCUAGCAUGAGGUUUAGAGGUUACCGAAUCAUCAAGAGAGUGGAGUGCUUAGACAUGCCGGGCAGUGUACCCUUUGUUUCCUAUUAUGGAAAGAAAUCAAUGCUACCGUAGUAGUGCCGGAACUUGAGAUACAAGACAACCGGAGCUCUUCUUGGCCUAUAGUGGCAUGCCGACCAGGAUUGUCGGCAGCAGUUGGUGACCGUGGUGGUCCCCACCAGUCUAUGCGGCGCCUAGUAAUGUGGGGGGUAGACCGGAAACACAGGGGUCUCCUACUGGGCCCUGGGUGUCAGGCUACCCUUCUCCUUUUCUGGGUUAAUAAGAAAAAAUGAUAAGAAGGUUCUCCUUUCUCCGGCGGUUAUGCUGGAUUCUG